Acanthosepion pharaonis is the source of this 639-nucleotide messenger RNA. NCBI's taxonomy places the organism in Eukaryota, Metazoa, Mollusca, Cephalopoda, Sepiida, Sepiidae. The record is from the annotation of a GenBank genome assembly.
AUGUGUGUCUCUUUCAAGCAGAGAAAGAGAGAGAGAGAGAGAGAGGGGGAGAGAGAAAAGAAAGUGAAAGGAUACUUCCUUUCUCUCUCUCUCUCUCUCUCUCUCUCUCUCUCUCUGCUUGUCCUUGUUACCCAUUUACUCCAUCAAACAUAUUCUUUCUUUCUUUCUUUCUUUCUUUGUACACCAAACUGUCCUGGUUUCAUUUCUUUCUUUCUUUCUUUCUUUCUGCGUCUUUCUUUCUUUUUUUCUUUCUUUCUUUCUUCCACUUUCUUUUCUUUCUUUUUUGCUUUUAUUUUUGGAAACCUGCAGUGCUUCUUUCUUUCUUUGAAAACAUGUAGUCUUUCUUUCUUUCUUUCUUUCUUUCUUUCUUUCUUUCAGCUGGUUCUUACUUUUCUUUCCUUCUUUCUUUGUCCAACUUUCUUUACACUUUUUAUUACACUUUCUUUUCUUUCUUUCUUGCUUUCAUUUUCUGAAACAUGCAGUCUUUCUUUCUUUCUUUUAUGUCUUUAUUCCAUUUUCUUUCUUUUCUUUCUUUUUUCCUUAUUUGAAACCUCCUUUCUUUCUUUCUUUCUUUCUUUCUUUCUUUCUUUCUUUCUUUCUAUAUUUACUAACAUAUUGCUUCUUUAUUUCUUUUUUUAA